AUGGAUAUUGACAAGUUAAAGUUUGCUGUCAGCUGUUCUAGCAACAUGAAUAGAAGUAUGGAAGCACAUAGCUUCUUGCAAAAACGUGGGUUCAACAUCGAAUCAUAUGGUUCUGGAAACCAGGUAAAACUUCCCGGUACAGCAAUAGAUAAACCCAACUGUUACGAGUUCGGAAAGACAACAUAUGACUUCAUCUAUAACGAUUUAAAGGCAAAGGACUCAAUAUACUACACUCAAAAUGGCCUGCUAAAUAUGCUUGAUAGAAAUCGACGUAUCAAACCGGCUCCGCAGAAAUUUCAACACGAAGACAAAGAAUUUGAUGUCAUUAUUUGCUUAGAAGAACGAGUUUACGACCAGGUGGUUGACCAUCUUCACACCCGGUCUAUAACAAGUGGCAAUCCAGUGCAUGUUAUCAAUAUCGACAUAGAGGACAAUCCCGAGGAGGCUACUAUUGGAGCCUGGUUCGUAUGUGAACUUUGUGGUAAAUUGGAGGAGUGUGACGAUCUAGACAACGAAAUAGACGAAAUCUUGGCAGAAUUCGAAGCGAAAAAUCAGAAGCGGAAUAUUUUACAUACAAUAUGUUUUUACUAA
This is a messenger RNA of Necator americanus (New World hookworm), 591 nucleotides long. RefSeq lists its product as uncharacterized. The transcript is spliced from 5 exons. Lineage: Eukaryota; Metazoa; Nematoda; Chromadorea; Rhabditida; Ancylostomatidae. Gene Ontology annotation, biological process: termination of RNA polymerase II transcription. The record is from RefSeq and is a predicted model, not a curated record. Gene Ontology annotation, molecular function: RNA polymerase II CTD heptapeptide repeat phosphatase activity. Bases 1 to 591 code for a protein of 196 amino acids. Gene Ontology annotation, cellular component: nucleus; mRNA cleavage and polyadenylation specificity factor complex.